AUAUUUUCUACUCCGUCUCUCUGUUACCGUACUCCCUAGUAUUUUACAGUUUUUUGACUAGUAUUUAUCUUCACGUACUCCUCAUUCCGCUUCUCCUCUUUCUCUCUCUUCAGUUUUCUUCGUCGUCUUCAACAGAUCCUUUCGAUCGUCUUCGUUCGGAUCUUCGAUUAUCGACUUAGUUCGUUUUUUAUCCAUUAAACCCUAAAAAAAAGAGGAAAAAAAAAUAUUCUAUCAAAAAACCCAAAAAAAGUAUCGAUUUAUCAAAAAUCCUAUCAAUCAAUCAGUGUUAUUAUUAAUUUCUGGUGUGAUUCGAUCUAUCUUUUUAAGGUUUUCGUUUGGAAGAGAGAGAAGCAAAAAGAAAAUACAAAAAAAAAAUUGGAAAAAGAUCACAAAAAUCAUAACAAAAAAAAAGAGGUUUUCGUUGAUUUGAUGGCUCAAGUUCAAGCACAACCUCAACCUCCACUUUCUGGACCGAAUGGAGUGGCUAAUGCUGCUGCUGCUGCUGCUGGUGGAAAUCAGUUUGGGUCAACAUCUUUGUAUGUUGGUGACCUUGAUUUCAGUGUGACGGAUUCUCAGCUUUAUGAUAUGUUUAGUCAAAUUGGAACAGUCGUAUCUGUUAGGGUUUGCAGGGAUUUGAGUACUCGAAGAUCGUUAGGAUACGGCUAUGUUAAUUAUGCAUCCCUCCAAGAAGCUGCAAGGGCAUUGGAUGUGCUUAACUUCACUCCUCUCAAUGGGAAGCCCAUUAGGAUCAUGUAUUCUCAUCGCGAUCCAAGCAUCCGUAAGAGUGGGACAGCUAAUAUAUUCAUCAAGAAUCUUGACAAGGCUAUUGACCACAAAGCACUGCAUGAUACAUUUUCUACAUUUGGGAAUAUUCUCUCUUGCAAGAUAGCUACAGAUGGUUCUGGCCAGUCAAAGGGAUAUGGGUUUGUGCAAUAUGACAAAGAGGAAUCUGCCCAGGAAGCCAUAGAUAAGCUGAAUGGGAUGCUCUUGAAUGAUAAACCUGUCUUUGUUGGACCAUUUCUUCGCAAGCAAGAAAGAGAUUCUGCUACUAGCAAGACAAAGUUCAACAACGUCUUUGUGAAAAAUCUUGCAGAGUCUACGACCGAUGACGAGCUGAAGGAGAUCUUUGGUGAAUAUGGACCCAUUACUAGUGCUGUAGUGAUGAGGGAUGGUGACGGUAAAUCCAAAUGUUUUGGGUUUGUUAACUUUGAGAACCCUGAGGAUGCCGCUAAUGCUGUUGAUGCUCUUAAUGGGCGAAAAGCUGAUGACAAAGAGUGGUAUGUCGGGAAAGCUCAGAAGAAAUCGGAAAGAGAGGUUGAGCUGAAAGGGAGGUUCGACCAGACUACGAAGGAAACAGUAGAUAAGUUUCAAGGGGUUAACUUGUAUGUGAAGAAUUUGGAUGAUAGCGUUGAUGAUGAUAAACUGAAGGAGUUGUUCGCAGAAUUUGGCACUAUUACGUCAUGCAAGGUUAUGCGGGACCCUUGUGGAAUUAGUAGGGGCUCAGGUUUUGUUGCUUUCUCAACUUCUGAAGAAGCCAAUCGAGCACUUACUGAGAUGAAUGGCAAAAUGGUUGCUAGCAAGCCACUUUAUGUGGCACUUGCGCAACGGAAGGAAGAUCGAAGGGCAAGACUACAGGCACAGUUUUCCCAGAUGCGCCCAGUUGCUAUGCCACCUAAUGUUGCCCCUCGUAUGCCGAUGUAUCCUCCUGGUGGCCCUGGUCUUGGCCAACAAAUUUUUUACGGUCAAGGCCCUCCUGCUAUGAUUCCUCCUCAGCCUGGGUAUGGGUAUCAGCAGCAGCUAGUUCCUGGUAUGAGGCCUGGUGGACCACCAAUGCCAAAUUUCUUUGUGCCUAUGGUCCCUCAGGGCCAGCAGGGUCAAAGACAAGGGGGAAGGCGUGCUGGAGCAGGUCCAGUGCAACCAAACCAGCAACCUGUUCCUAUGAUGCAGCAACAGCAGAUGAUGCCAAGGGGACGUAUGUACCGUUACCCACCUGGUGGUCGUAACAUGCCCGAGGUUCCAAUGCCAGGGGUUGCUGGGGGUAUGCUUUCAGUUCCUUAUGAUAUGAGUGGCAUGCCGCUACGUGAUGCUUCCAUGGCUCAGCCUAUCCCUAUCGGUGCUUUGGCUUCUGCUCUUGCAAAUGCAACACCUGAUCAUCAAAGAACGAUGCUGGGUGAAAAUUUGUAUCCCCUGGUGGAUCAGCUUGAGCAUGAAAUGGCAGCCAAGGUGACCGGCAUGCUUCUGGAGAUGGACCAGACUGAGGUUUUGCACUUGCUCGAGUCUCCGGAAGCCUUAAAAGCAAAAGUUGCAGAAGCAAUGGAGGUUUUGAGGAAUGUUGCUCAGCAGCAGGCACAACAGCAGACGAGCAAUCCUGCUGAUCAACUUGCAGCCCUUUCAUUGAACGAAACCAUCGGUUGAUGGAACCGUGUCGGCUUGGUCUGUCCUUGUAUUGAGGAGAAGCUUUAUGGUGAUAACUUUGAACUACUAGUUUUUAGGUUUGUGGUUUUGAUACAAUUUUAGUUGAGUUGAGUUGCUUUGGUAGUGUGGAAGAUAGUGAGCAAAACUUAUUGGCCAUUUUCUUUUAUUGUUUCAGUAAUCGAAGUAGUAGGAUCUUUGGAGUUUGCGACAUAUACUAUCAUCUAUGUUUGGUUUUGCUAGUAUGUUCAGACUCGUUGGUGCAUGCUUGGUAUAUUUUUACCACGAUAGAGCAACCAUUUUGCAGGUUC
Messenger RNA from Papaver somniferum (opium poppy), 2723 nucleotides. RefSeq names its product polyadenylate-binding protein 2-like. Gene Ontology annotation, cellular component: nucleus; cytosol; ribonucleoprotein complex. NCBI's taxonomy places the organism in Eukaryota, Viridiplantae, Streptophyta, Magnoliopsida, Ranunculales, Papaveraceae. The transcript has 9 exons. Gene Ontology annotation, molecular function: poly(A) binding; poly(U) RNA binding; mRNA 3'-UTR binding. The record is from RefSeq and is a predicted model, not a curated record. Bases 430 to 2415 code for a protein of 661 amino acids.